UGACUCCCCGCUUUCUUUUUUUUAUCUUUACUUCCAGUGUCUGAAUGCCAACUCUGUGGGUGAUGGAGUUGAGCAGGCAACUCUGUGGGAAGAUGAGGAGGUCCAGUAAGAGGGCCCAGCUCUCCUCUUCUCCUACAUCCACUCAGGGCCUGGAGAUCCACUUGUACACACCGGAGGUGCACCAGCUAGAGUACUUCAAGGGCUGCUACACCGCGUUGGAGCUCUGCGUGGACGCCGCCAAGAAAUGCUCAAUCUCUCCCUUGUGCCAUAACCUAUUUGCCCUGUAUGAUGAGACAACUAGCAUGUGGUACCCUCCCAACUAUGAGUUCAAGAUCACGGAUGAAACCAGUGUCAAGUUGCACUAUCGCAUGAGGUAAGACUACACUGGAGUUGAAUAUUACGGGGUGAGAGCCAAGACCUCCAAGUCAGUGGUCAUGAUAAUCAGAAAACUUCGAGAGUGCCCCCUUCAAAGUGGGUGCAAGUUGCUACCUUAAGUGACAGAGUUCAAGUAUAUCAUGGUAUGUGCUGUCGACAAGUAGACACCACUGGUAGUGAGCCGGGCCUGAAGGCAAAGCUUUUAUUUACCACUUGAUCUACAUUUCACCUCAUCUUUGGUCAAGAAGAUCUGGGUAAUGACCACAGGAUGAAUUCUGGGAUUCUUGUGGUUGAAAUGUGUUUGCUUGAAGUGCUGUCCCUCCAUGUUGAAAGGAUCCAAUUUGGAUCUAGACGCUUCCUGCAGGCCUCUCUUCGGACAUAUUAAGGGGCGUGUCCAAAUUGGAGCAGACUGUGCGACUGAAUGUGAAUACAGUUGGAACAUAUCCUGUAUCCAACUGAGCUGAAAGACAUGGCAAGGUGGAAGCCAAGACUACUUUGUGUAUCCCGCUGUCAUCACGGCAUGUGCCACAACAAUUGGUCGAACAUUAAUAGAAUACAGUGACUGUUGUAUGUAUUUAGUCCAUGGAAUUUGUCUCCGGUUUCCACUCCGCUCUCAAUGUACAAACACAAAUUUACAAUA
Anarrhichthys ocellatus (wolf-eel) is the source of this 1015-nucleotide messenger RNA. Its product is annotated as tyrosine-protein kinase JAK1-like. Gene Ontology annotation, molecular function: growth hormone receptor binding; non-membrane spanning protein tyrosine kinase activity. The transcript is spliced from 2 exons. Gene Ontology annotation, biological process: cytokine-mediated signaling pathway; cell differentiation; growth hormone receptor signaling pathway via JAK-STAT. The coding region runs from base 45 to 377 and encodes 110 amino acids. NCBI's taxonomy places the organism in Eukaryota, Metazoa, Chordata, Actinopteri, Perciformes, Anarhichadidae. Gene Ontology annotation, cellular component: cytosol; cytoskeleton. The record is from RefSeq and is a predicted model, not a curated record.